Messenger RNA from Athene cunicularia (burrowing owl), 2901 nucleotides. RefSeq names its product sorting nexin 14 (gene SNX14). The transcript is spliced from 29 exons. Lineage: Eukaryota; Metazoa; Chordata; Aves; Strigiformes; Strigidae. The record is from RefSeq and is a predicted model, not a curated record. Gene Ontology annotation, molecular function: phosphatidylinositol-3,5-bisphosphate binding. Gene Ontology annotation, biological process: autophagosome maturation. Bases 33 to 2744 code for a protein of 903 amino acids. Gene Ontology annotation, cellular component: late endosome.
CUCUCCUCCUCAACCGGUAUCUUCAUGUUCUAAUGAUCUUCUGGUCGUUUGUGGCUGGUGUCGUCACCUUCUACUGUUCACUGGGACCGGACUCCCUCUUGCCCAAUAUUCUUUUUACAGUAAAAUAUAAACCCAAGCAGUUAGAACUGCCAGAGCUAUUUCCCCAUGGUCACAGCUGUGCUGUAUGUGGAAAGGUCAAAUGCAAGAGGCACAGUAGAGAACUUUCAAUUAAACACCGUUACAUCAACUUUUCUAUGCUUUUCUACAGAUCCUGGCUGGAUCUGAAAGUGCCUUCCAAGGUUGAUGCAUCACUCUCGGAGGUGCUUGAGUUGGUGCUGGAAAACUUUAUUUAUCCAUGGUACAGAAAUAUUACUGAUGAUGAAUCCUCUGUGGAUGAACUGAGAGGCACUCUGUGUUUUUUUGCGUCUGUAUUAGUUCAGAGAAUUCACAAGGUGGAUAUUCCAACUGUUGUAACAAAGAAAAUGCUCAAGGCAGCAAUGAAGCACAUUGAAGUGAUAGCCAAGGCCAGGCAGAAAGUAAAAAAUGCAGAAUUUUUACAGCAAGCUGCUUUAGAGGAAUAUGGACCAGAACUCCAUGUUGCUUUGAGAAGCCGAAGAGAUGAACUUCACUACUUAAGAAAACUUACUGAACUUCUUUUUCCUUAUAUUUUGCCCCCAAAGUCGACAGAGUGCAGAUCCCUGGCUCUUCUGAUAAGAGAGAUUCUGUCUGGUUCCGUUUUCCUUCCCUCAAUGGAUUUCUUAGCUGAUCCUGACACUGUCAACCAUUUGCUGCUAAUCUUCACUGAUGAUAGUCCACCUGAGAAGGCAACUGAACCUACUUCUUCAUUGGUUCCAUUCCUUCAGAAAUUUGCAGAACCAAGAAAUAAAAAACCAUCUGUCCUGAAACUGGAGCUAAAGGAGAUCAGAGAUCAGCAAGACCUUUUAUUUCGGUUUAUGAACUUCCUGAAACAGGAAGGGGCAGUCCAUGUGCUGCAGUUCUGCCUAACUGUAGAGGAAUUCAAUGACCGAAUUUUGCAACCAGAACUAACAGAUACUGAAAAGAUGUCUCUUCAUGAGGAAGUACAGAAAAUUUACAAAACUUAUUGUUUGGAUGAAAGCAUUGACAAAAUUAGAUUUGACCCUUUUAUUGUGGAAGAGAUUCAAAGAAUUGCUGAAGGUCCAUAUAUGGAUGUUGUGAAACUUCAAACUAUGAGGUGUCUUUUUGAAGCUUAUGAGCAUGUACUUCAUCUACUUGAGAAUGUUUUUACUCCUAUGUUCUGUCAUAGUGAUGAGUACUUCAGACACCUUUUAAGAGGAGCAGAGUCACCAACACGCAAUUCAAAGUUCAACAGAAGUAGUCUGAGUUUGGAUGACUUCCGGACCACACAGAAGAGAGGAGAAUCAUUUGGAAUCAGCAGAAUAGGCAACAAAAUAAAAGGUGUAUUCAAAAGUUCUGCGAUGGAAGGAGCUAUGUUGCCUAACUAUAACCUAAAUGAAGGAGAAGAUGACUUCAUUGAAGAAGGCGUUAUGGUGAUGGAAGAUGAUUCUCCUGAGGAGGCUGUUAGCACCCCAAAUACACCCCGCAACCUUGCCGCGUGGAAAAUUAGCAUUCCAUAUGUAGAUUUUUUUGAUGAUCCCUCCUUGGAAAGAAAAGACAGAAAGGAGAGAAUUCCUGUGUUCUGCAUUGAUGUAGAGAGAAAUGAUAGAAGGGCAGUUGGGCAUGAACCUGAGCACUGGUCUGUCUACAGGAGGUAUCUUGAAUUUUAUGUGCUUGAGUCGAAGCUAACGGAAUUUCACGGUACGUUUCCUGAUGCUCAGCUUCCCUCGAAGAGAAUUAUUGGCCCCAGGAACUAUGAGUUCUUAAAAUCCAAGAGAGAGGAGUUUCAGGAAUAUUUGCAGAAACUUCUGCAACAUCCAGAAUUAUGUAACAGCCAGCUUUUAGCUGACUUCCUGUCCCCUAAUGGAGGAGAGACUCAGUUUCUUAGUAAAAUGUUGCCUGAUGUGAAUCUUGGUAAAAUUAUAAAAUCUGUUCCAGGAAAGCUGAUGAAAGAGAAAGGCCAGCAUUUGGAGCCAUUCAUCAUGAAUUUCAUCAACUCCUGUGAAUCUCCGAAGCCUAAACCAAGUAGGCCUGAACUUACCAUUUUGAGUCCCACUUCUGAAAACAACAAGAAGCUUUUCAAUGAUUUGUUCAAGAAUAAUGCAAACCGGUCUGAGAACACAGAAAGACGACAAAAUCAGAACUACUUCAUGGAAAUGAUGACUGUAGAAGGAGUCUAUGACUACUUAAUGUAUGUUGGUAGGGUAGUUUUCCACAUUCCUGACUGGCUGCAUCAUCUCUUGAUGGGAGGAAGAAUUCUCUUCAAAAACACAUUGGAGCUGUACACAGACUAUUACUUGCAUUAUAAGUUAGAACAGCUAUUUCAGGAGCACCGGUUGGUUUCUCUGAUAACACUGCUGAGAGAUGCCAUCUUCUGUGAGAAUACUGAACCUCGCUCUCUCCAGGAUAAACAGAAGCGAGCAAAGCAGACUUUUGAAGAAAUGAUGAGAUACAUUCCAGAUUUAAUAGGCAAGUGCAUUGGGGAAGAGGCUAAAUAUGAAGGCAUCAGGCUUCUGUUUGAUGGAAUGCAGCAACCAGUGCUCAACAAACAGUUAACUUAUGUUCUGCUGGACAUUGGGAUUCAAGAACUCUUUCCAGAGCUGAGUAAGGGUCCAAAGGAAGCUAGCUCUGUAUCCUGUUGGAUGUGAAUGCAGGGACCUUGCUGGACACCCAGUAGAAACAUCUGCUGUGCAUUAUUGUAAUGGACAUGUGACAUUUUAACUUUGCAUUGUAUAUUUUCUUGUAAAUAACAUAAAAUUUAAGUUCUAAAAGAUCCCUUUAUGCAAUAAAGACAUUAAAAUUUAA